AUGUCAGCUACGGGGCAACCUUAUACCGAUGGCCCCUUCGCCGGACCCCCAUUAUCACCUUCUAUCGAUCCUCAAGACUUGCCUCUGACGACGGCGUGGCUUGACUUCAAAGAGAUUCCCGAGCCAAGCACGAAACGGAUGACCAGUGACCAAUUUCAGCGGCUGAUCGAGGCCCGAAUCAAGCAGGCGACCCAACCCAGUCCCCGCGGAUCAACGCCAGAUUUGGCCGAAUCAUCAGCCCUUGCGCCACCCUCCAACGGCGUACUGAAAGACGUAUAUCUGGAGGGGACGAGUAACGGACCCAAGCUAAGCAGUGAGGCAUCUCUGAAGGAUAGAGUUGGUGCCGACGACAUUUUUGCCCCGUUGGCUGACCUGCUUGACCCUCUGGUGGGGGAACUGGCCAUGAGGAUUGUCCGCAGUUAUCUCGAUUCCCAACCGCUGGAAAUGCAAGGCGAGCUGUGCACAAUAAUGGUCCGGGAUCUCAUGGCGGAGUUAUCAGCGGAUGGAGCUGAAAUGUGCGACGAGACAACACUGGAAGCCACAACAUUGCGCACGGCGAUGGAGAUUCUGAUUGACAAGGACGACCUUGUGGACGAUGUGGACAAUCCUCUAUUCAGGGAUCUGAUGUUGAAACUGCACGUGUAUUGUCAGACGAAUGGCAUACGACUUCUGUCACUGCCUGAAUAG
Molecule: messenger RNA, 687 nt
Organism: Fonsecaea pedrosoi CBS 271.37
Lineage: Eukaryota; Fungi; Ascomycota; Eurotiomycetes; Chaetothyriales; Herpotrichiellaceae
Exons: 1
Coding region: 1-687 (228 amino acids)
Source: RefSeq, a predicted model, not a curated record